AUGUAUCUGUUGUAUGACUGCGUACAUGAAAGUAUAAUUUUUGCCAUGUCGACAUCCGGAACACUGACUAGUUACUACGUUGAUUCCCUCAUUCUGCCCGAGAGCGAGGAGCUCUCUGUGCCGAGGUACCCCUCCGGUGCUGGGCUCCAGCACACAAGACAGCCCGCUUCAAUCAGCGACCACGGUGAGCUUGGGACUUGCACUUUCCCGUCUAAACCCACGGUAUUCGGGCCGUCAUGGAGCCACGUCCCGGCUCAGUUCCCCGGCUCCGUCUCCUCUGUCUAUCAUCACCACUACGGGCACCCCCAAGGCCCAGUGGGUGCAGACACAGAUGGUCGCUAUCAGUCUUGGCUUUUAGAGCCCAUGUCCGGUUCGCUGCCCAUGACCGGAUUACCUACGACCCAUCACUACGGAAUCAAACCGGAAGGUUUGGGGACGCGAGCUGACGGCGCGCUGCCCGGAUCCCAUACGGCGCUGCUGCUCUCCGAUUACGCCAACGGCACCGUGGCCACAGCAUCACCGAUAGAAAAGGACGAACUGUCCGUCCAGGCGGGGGACAUGAGCGCAGAUGGCGACGAGAAACCGUCCCUGGAUCCAAAUAACCCAGUGUCCAACUGGCUCCACGCGAGUGCCACAAGAAAAAAGCGCUGUCCGUACACCAAGCAUCAGAUCCUGGAGCUGGAGAAAGAAUUCCUCUUUAACACCUACCUGACCAGGGACCGUAGGUACGAGGUGGCGAGGCUGUUAAACCUCACAGAGAGACAGGUUAAAAUCUGGUUCCAGAACCGCAGGAUGAAGAUGAAGAAGUUUAAUAAAGAAGGCGCACCGAAAGACGAGUGACUAAACCGCAGUAUUUAGGCUGAUGGUGAGCUUUGUGUACAAAAGCUCUUAACUCUGCUGGACCUUGUUUUUAAACUCCGUUGUCUUAUUGUUCUAUAUAACAGCUUUAGGAUUAUUUGUCUUGUAAAAAAAAAAGCAUGUUGGGCUUUAGUUUGACUACCUUUUAAAUUGCACAAUUUUAACAGCGCCCACUCGUUUUUUUAUUUUUUAUUUUUUAUUAUUAUUUCUUUUCUCAUGUUUAUUUGAAUUAAUACCUCGUUAAAGUGCAUUAGUUGGCCUGGUCCCUGUGCUCGUUUGUGUAUGGAUGUUUCUAGCUGUAUGUGUUCCGGUUUGUAGCUAUAUUUGUUGUCUAUCUCGGUGUCACCUAAGCGUAUAGUUUGUACAAUGUAUUAAUUUUAUUGUUGUCUCUCUCUUAGAACUAUGGCUGAUGACCAUGAGUUUGAAUCUAACACUAGAACAGUAGACAAACAGGCUGGAGGCAUUUUAGAAAAAAAGGAGCGUAAUCCUCUUGAAGAUUAUUAGGAAGUUACACCAUCUUAUAGAAGCUAUAUUACAUGACAUGAUUGACUACCUAUAUGUCUUUCAACUACCUGCAAUAACCCAUAUUUUCCAAUGGCGGAUUCUAGAUUUGCUUGCAUUACAGAACUAUGUCUGACUGAAUUUCAGGGAAUAACGUUUUCAAGGAGCAUAAUGUUUAUUAGUGAGAGAAAAUUAAGACACUGUAGGUUACGUAUUGAAUACCUCGCGGUCCGCUGACCGUCUGACUUUUGUUUCACAAAUGUAAUUUGUACUUUAUUUAUUAAAUAAAACAAAUUAUAUCUGCGAGUAUAAAUGCACCUUACAUUCUUAUUUCACCUUGGCGUCACGUUGACAGCUGUUAUUUUAUUGUAUCCUAAUUCACUCGCCUCACCUUUACGGGUGCUAGUUUGCACUGCGGAAAUACAACACACACACACACACACACACACACA
Messenger RNA from Mugil cephalus (flathead mullet), 1811 nucleotides. RefSeq names its product homeobox A9a (gene hoxa9a). The record is from RefSeq and is a predicted model, not a curated record. NCBI's taxonomy places the organism in Eukaryota, Metazoa, Chordata, Actinopteri, Mugiliformes, Mugilidae. Gene Ontology annotation, biological process: proximal/distal pattern formation; anterior/posterior pattern specification; DNA-templated transcription. Gene Ontology annotation, cellular component: nucleus. Gene Ontology annotation, molecular function: DNA-binding transcription factor activity, RNA polymerase II-specific; RNA polymerase II cis-regulatory region sequence-specific DNA binding.